AUGGGCUUCCAAUUACUAGCGUUGACUAUUCAGUCAACGUCAUUCGUCUUCGUUCUCCAGAAUCCAGAUACUUUUCAAAAUUGCAGUUCAACUUUGAACCCUACGAUCGAAUUCCUGUUUUCUUCCUUGCUUUCUUCAGAAGCAUAUGGUGCGUGGUUAGGGAUCAUCGAAAGAUGCCAUGGAAUUCCUUGGAGUCUUCUGUUAGGAACUAGAGUUCGAUGUCAGUGCAAAGAGAAGAAAUCUUAUUGUUCUUUUUCCUUUGACAUUAUGAAGACUCAGUUUCGCCUUUCGGUUGGAUUCUUUCUGGUGCUGCUUAUUUUUUACUGCACCUGUGUUGAUUCGAAGGUGGAAGAAAGUGCAAACACCAGCCUAGAUUCGAAAACACUCAAUAAAGGAAAUGAUGGAAGCAAGAAGACUGGGUCUAAUAUGGUUCUCGAUUCUGUUGCUGCUGGUAAGGAAAAGAAGGAUGGGCAUCAAGUAAGCGUCUUAAAGGAGGGCGGCGUUCAGAGCAGUGGGGAUAGGAUUAAGAAGAAUUCUGAAAGUGAACCAGCAUUGGAAGAAGGUCCAAAUAAAGUAAAGAAGGCCGGUGGUUUAGUUGAGGAAGGAAAGAAUAAUGGUAAUAAAGAAAAGGGGAAGCCGGCCGAUAGUUCAGUUCCAAAGGAAGUGUCUAAGAGUAGUGGGAAGGACGGUGAUAUAGUGUCUUCAGCAUCGAAAAAAAAGGAUGGCUCUUGGGGUGAGGACUGUGAUUCAUCUAAUAAGUGCACUGAUGAGGGAAACAAGCUGGUUGCUUGCUUACGAGUUCCAGGAAAUGAUUCUCCCCAUCUUUCGCUGCUAAUCCAGAACAAGGGGACAGGUCCUCUUACUGUGAAAAUUUCUGCGCCGGAUUUUGUUCAUCUAGAGGAGAAAGAAGUUCAACUUCAAGAGAAAGAAGAUAAAAAGGUAAAAGUUUCGAUAGGUGAUGGAGGAGAUGGCAACAUGAUUGUUCUGACUACAGGAAGUGGCCAUUGUAAUCUCGACUUUAGGGAUCUGAUUGCGCACAAUACUGCUAAUGAUUCUGAUGAUCUUCCAAAGUCCUCACGGUCCAGCUACCUCACAAAACCACAUAUUGUUGCAAUCUUAGCCUUUGCUGUAAUUCUGACCAUUGCAGCUGCUUCAGUGUGCAUUGGCAUCCGUCGGAAGAGUUUCGUAAGUAGCACUUCUAAAUAUCAAAGGCUGGACAUGGAGCUCCCCGUUUCCCUCGCAGGCAAAUCUGUUGCUGACAAUAACGAUGGAUGGGAAAACAGUUGGGAUGACAAUUGGGAUGAUGAGGCACCACACACACCUUCCCUGCCUGUCACUCCAAGUCUUUCGUCGAAGGGCCUGGCCUCACGACGCUUGAAUAAGGAUGGCUGGAAAGAUUAGUUUCAAUUAGCUUCACGCAUACAAACAUGUAGAAGAAAUAGCUCGAGCAAGAAUCCGAUCAUCUGGAAUUUUUUAGUCAAGGAUUUCAUCAUACAAGGUACACCCAUCUCCCCUGUUUUUACUAUAGCCACGCCAUUUUAGACCAACAAGCAUAUGUUAUUGUAUUUGCAUCCAACUUCUGUAAUUAUUAUCGCCCUUCUAUUUUGGGUAGGAGAGGGAUGUGGAGGAUCAGAACCUCAUAUAUAUUCACUUCUCGUAAAGUUUCUACAAUUUUUAUCAAGGAUACCAGAAGAAACUCUCUAUUAUAUAUUUUUUAAAGAGUAGUUUAUUACCACGCCAA
Molecule: messenger RNA, 1741 nt
Organism: Momordica charantia (bitter melon)
Lineage: Eukaryota; Viridiplantae; Streptophyta; Magnoliopsida; Cucurbitales; Cucurbitaceae
Source: RefSeq, a predicted model, not a curated record